AUGGUUUUUCGUUCUGGACCCCUGACUCCUGGAGUCGCAUUCGUAACCGGCGGCGCACGCGGCUUGGGCAAUGCGAUUGCAGUAUCUUUCGCAAAGGAUGGCGCACGAGGGGUUGUUAUCGUCGAUAUUUUGAGCGAUGAUCUGCUCGAAGCAGGCCGCAAGAAUGUCGAGACCUACGGAGCUCGAUGCAUCGCCAUCAAAGCCGACGUUACCAAAGAAGACGAUGUUGCUCGUGCGAUUGAGGAGACAAUAACAACCUUUGGGCGAAUCGACUAUGCUGCCAACUUUGCAGGUAUUGUGGGACCAAUCAAUCUUCGCAUGUGGACCACUUCAAUCGAAACGGUGCGGAAAGUGCUUGAAGUCAACACAAUCGGCGUGUGGAUCUGUACUUCACAACUGAUCAAGGCUAUGAUGAAGCAAGAAGCCGUGGAAUUGUAA
Molecule: messenger RNA, 438 nt
Organism: Fonsecaea monophora
Lineage: Eukaryota; Fungi; Ascomycota; Eurotiomycetes; Chaetothyriales; Herpotrichiellaceae
Exons: 3
Coding region: 1-438 (145 amino acids)
Source: RefSeq, a predicted model, not a curated record